GUUACUUUAAAAUGUUCAUUUAUUUUAAUGGACACCUAUCGGCUCCUGCUGCGUGUGGGGCUCUGUUCUAAAAGCUUCCUGGUUCCUCCAGGUGAUGGACGGAGGACUCAGUGUCCCCUUUCCCUCCGCAGGAGAGCAGCACCAUGGCCAGCGUGCUGUCCCGGCGCCUUGGGAAGCGGUCCCUCCUGGGAGCCCGGGUGUUGGGACCCAGUGCCCCAGACGGACCGUCGGGGCCCGCCCCACCCUUGGAGCCGCUGCUGGAGGGGGCCGUUCCCCAGCCCUUCCUGGCCUCUGAGGACACCUCCUGCCAGGAGCCGCCCAAGGAGGUCCUGAAGGCCCCCGGCACCUCAGGCCUCCAGCAGGUGGCCUUUCAGCCCGGGCAGAAGGUUUACGUGUGGUACGCGGGUCAGGAGUGCGCAGGACUGGUGGAGCAGCACAGCUGGGCGGAGGACCAGGUGACCGUCUGGCUGUUGGACCAGAAGUUACAGAUCUGCUGCAGAGCGGAGGAAGUGUGGCUGGCGGAGCUGCAGGGCCCCGUCCCCCAGGUGCCGGCCCUGGAGCACGGAGCCCAGGCCGUGGCCUACAGGCCUGUCUCCAGGAACAUUGACGUCCCGAAGAGGAAGUCGGACGCGGUGGAGAUGGACGAGAUGAUGGCGGCCAUGGUGCUGACGUCCCUGUCCUGCAGCCCCAUCGUGCAGAGCCCUCCCGGGGCCGAGGUCAACUUCUCUGCUUCCCGCGCGGCCUGCGACCCGUGGAAGGAGAGCGGCGACGUGUCGGACAGCGGCAGCAGCACCACCAGCGGGCACUGGAGUGGGAGCAGCGGCAUCUCCACCCCCUCGCCCCCCCACCCCCAGGCCAGCCCCAAGUAUCUGGGGGAUGCCUUUGGUUCUCCUCAAACUGAUCACGGCUUUGAGACCGAUCCCGACCCUUUCCUGUUGGAUGAACCAGCUCCGAGGAAAAGAAAGAACUCCGUGAAGGUGAUGUACAAGUGCCUGUGGCCAAACUGUGGCAAAGUUCUGCGUUCAAUCGUGGGCAUCAAACGACACGUCAAAGCCCUCCACCUGGGGGACACCGUGGACUCCGACCAGUUCAAGCGGGAGGAGGACUUCUACUACACGGAGGUGCAGAUGAAGGAGGAACCUGCUGCUGCUGCUGCUGCCGUGGGCACCCCCGCGCCUCGGACUCCCACCGCCGAACCGGCGCCCGCCCCCGGCGUGACCGGCCUGCCCCUCGCCGCUCUCCCACCUCCGCCCAAAGCCCAGCCCUCCGGCCCGGAACGCCCUGGCCUGGAGUCUUCUCUGCCCUCGGGCGCUCUCAGCAAGUCAGCUCCGGGGUCCUUCUGGCACAUUCAGGCUGACCACGCAUACCAGGCUCUGCCUUCCUUCCAGAUCCCCGUCUCGCCCCACAUCUACACGAGUGUCAGCUGGGCUGCCGCCCCCUCCACCGCCUGCUCCCUCUCUCCGGUCCGGAGCCGGUCACUGAGCUUCAGUGAGCCCCAGCAGCUGCCACCUGCAGUGAAAUCUCACCUGAUCGUUACUUCUCCGCCCCGGGCCCCGAGCAGCGCCAGGAAAGCCCGAGGGGAGGCAAAGAAGUGCCGCAAGGUGUAUGGCAUCGAGCACCGGGACCAGUGGUGCACGGCCUGCCGGUGGAAGAAGGCCUGCCAGCGGUUCCUGGACUGACCCGCCUGCCGGCCCCGAUGGCAGCCGCUGACAUGAGGUGUCACCAGCCCUCAGCAGAAACCGGAAAGAUAGAGUGGAAAUGCAGAGGUUGGGCUCGAUUGGCGAAGGUGUAACACUUAAAGCAUUUUUUCCCCUUUGUGGGAACGUUUUAUUUUUUAAAAAACAAGGAACAGAAAUAUUCUCCCCCCACCCCCAAAAUAGGAGAGAGCCAAAACUGACCAAGGGUAUUCAGCAGUGAACCAGAGACCAAAGAAUCAAUGACCCUCCCUCCCCGCAUCUCCUCUCUCUAGGGGAUUAGUUUGUACACAUCAAAAGAAGGAACAGCUCGUUCUGUUUCCUGCUGAGUUGGUGAAUUCUUUGCUUCCUCAACUCUUUCCAGAAAGGACUGUGAGCAAGAUGAAUUUACUUUUUUUUAAAAAAAAAAAAAAAAAAGUUUCUGGCUGACGGGUGACUCAGAGGCAGGACUCCGUGGAUGGGUGGCAAGGUGGGUGUCCGCGUGUCUCAGGCUGUGCCGCCUCUUCCCGCCUGAGCAGCUCCCGUGGAAGGUAAAGGAAAGGCCCUUCUUGGCAACAACUGUUUGAAUCUGGGUGCCCUUAGACAUUGGGUUGCAUCCCAACAAAUGUCAUAUGGCUUCUUCUCAAAGCCCAGACUAAUAGAUUUUUAAAGACUAUCCCCAAAUGGCUGAGCCAAAAGGCUGGUAAGAAUUCACUUUUUGAAAUGUGGCAGUUAAACACUACCUUGAUGGUUCUCCUCUUUCCUCGAGGAGUCCUAGAGGGUUUCAGUGUCUUUAGAAACUCUCUGCUCUUCCCCAGAUAAACUCCCUCCUGACGUCUCUUCCCUCCAGUUCUGGAAAGGGCACCUCUGGAACAUUCUGUCUUUUUUUAUGGUGUAUGUGGAAGCUUUUACUGAUGAAAGUUUCCUUUUAUUUGGGCGGCCGGGGGAGACCCCAGUGGGUUGCCGGUAGGUUCCUGUUUGUUGCCUGGCUUCAGCAGGGCUUUCCCCAUUUCCGUUUUCUGCCUGGAGGCAGGAUGGGGAAGGCCAGAGAGAGUCCCCGAGGGAGUGAGGUUCAGGCUGAGGAAACCACGGAGGGAGAAGUGAGGUUGGAUUGGCGGCCCCUGGCGUCUCUGCCCUUGGUGUUUCUGGAGACUACAGGCGUUUAGGGGAGACGAAACUGGGCUGCAUUGAGGUCAGUGAGCAAAGCUGUUCCUGUCGGGCAGGAGGGAGGCCAGGAGUUCAGUGCCAGGCCAGCUCCGAUGCACACGGACCGAGGGCGGAGCCCCCGAGCAGGACGUGCUCUUGUCCCGGCACCUCCCCUCUCUGCCGAGCUUCCCUCGGGGCCUGCUUGAAUGUGACCACCUGGUGCCCAGCUGUCUCGGCGACAGGCCCUAGCCCUAUGUCCCAGAUGUCAGGGGCUCAGGGAAUCCCACCAAGCCACCUCUCCUAGCAAGAGCGGCAGCAUCCACCCCUUGGGUGUCAUCGAACUUGUCCUCUCAGUCCCAGUGAAGACACCUGGGCACUGAGGCUCUGUUGGAUGCUUCACGUGGGCGACAGACAUGUGCUUGUCAAGCCGAGACACGCUGAGUGUUACGAAACCUGCAGACCUAACCAACACCAGGGCCUGAUGUUCUGAAGGGUAUGGUGCCCUGGUUGGUGACAGGACAGACACUCUUAUGCGCAGGUGUCUUUGGCGGUGAUGGUGUAUGUUGUCAUAACUUAGUAAAAAAAUGUACGUGGAAUUCUGUGUCUUGGUAGAGCUGAAAAGCAGGCCAGCCCGAGGUGGCCCAGGGCGCCUCUUCCUGUUCCUCCGACCUCCUUGAGAACGAAGCGCUGGCUGCCGUCGCGGCCCUUCCCCCCGCUCCUCACUUCCCGCGAUGUCCGAGUGCAGAUCCUGUCGUGAGGGGUGGGGGCGUUCUUGACCUGCGGGGACCCUGCCCCCGAGGGUCUUCUGUUCCCUCUUGCCGAGUCUCCACUUUAGAGGAGCUGUUGGGUUCCCUCCCUCAGUUUGGACCAUGCAGAUGUAACUGGAUGCACAGAUGUCUCCCUGUGAGGUGGCUUCCCGGGCCGCUGGCACACGGGGCGGGAAAGGAAGAGAGAAAGAAGAGGAGGAUGGAACAGUCUAGAAACUGGGGUGGUUUUGUUUUUGUUCUGGGUCUUGGGUUUUGGUGCAGCCUUCCCUGCCUGCAUUUGCUCCCUGUCCUUUUUGGUGGGGGCGGCGUCUGCUGCCUCCCCCCCGCCCGCGCCCGUCUCGUCGCUGUUGUGUUGGUUCUUAGCACGUGCUCUGUCCCUGGGGUCGCUCCAUUCGUUUCUUCUUGGAGGGUGGGGGUGGUUCGUGCGCUGACCCGGCGAUCAUGCCUGUUUUCCUCAUCUCCGAUCUCCCUCCUUCCUGCGCCCGGGAAGCCGGAUCUGGUGGAAGGAAGCUGCCACGGAUGUGCUUCUGAAACUAACAGGACUGAUUUUCAAAGCAGUUGUCUUGGGAAACUGUUCAUCCCAGCGAUGUUACCUUUAUCCAGAGUAUUUCUCAAAGUCACCUUCAGAGCUGGCGGUGCUGUGUUCCCAACACGUUUAAGGAUGCCAGUCCGCACCCGCGCUCCCUGAGCACAGAGUCUAGCGAAUGAUGUCUGUGGUCCAGGGAGAGCUCCGGUUUCGGAGCGAAAGGACUGUCAGGUGAAAUAGCGUGGAUAUAAUCAUGUGGCUUUUAGACUGGCUCUGAGAGCAAUUCUGUAAUUUCAGAGAGCGAGUCGAGCAACGGCUACGCUGCCGCGGGAAGUCUAUAGCGCGACUCCUCGGAGAACAGUGUGACUUUGGAUGCGGAAACUCUGAUUUGCUGGGAGAAAUCUGUCCUGUUACUUUCUGGUCAUCCCAGGUUCUGACUUUACCCGGGGCCAAAAAAAAAAAGAGAAGAGGGAGAUAAAUCCCAUCUGUGAAUUUGUCUUAUUGGCGCCUUUUCCCCCAGCUGUCUUCCAAGUAUUAUUUUUACUGUUAAAAAUUUUUUUAAAAAAUGUGAAAUGUAAUGUUUUUACAGCAACAAUAUGAAAUAUAUUUUAUAAAGAAUAAAAUGGUACCUUGUCUGAUUUAA
Propithecus coquereli (Coquerel's sifaka) is the source of this 4755-nucleotide messenger RNA. RefSeq names its product zinc finger protein 395 (gene ZNF395). NCBI's taxonomy places the organism in Eukaryota, Metazoa, Chordata, Mammalia, Primates, Indriidae. Gene Ontology annotation, cellular component: nucleus. Gene Ontology annotation, biological process: regulation of transcription by RNA polymerase II. Bases 144 to 1679 code for a protein of 511 amino acids. The record is from RefSeq and is a predicted model, not a curated record. Gene Ontology annotation, molecular function: RNA polymerase II cis-regulatory region sequence-specific DNA binding; DNA-binding transcription factor activity. The transcript is spliced from 9 exons.